Linum trigynum is the source of this 3876-nucleotide messenger RNA. NCBI's taxonomy places the organism in Eukaryota, Viridiplantae, Streptophyta, Magnoliopsida, Malpighiales, Linaceae. The record is from the annotation of a GenBank genome assembly.
AUGGCGGAGCAGAAGAACAGAUGGAACUGGGAGGUGAGUGGAUUCGAGCCUAGAAGGUCAUUGGCAACGGCCGACGGCGAUGAACAGCAGCAGCGGAGGGUCAUUUCUCCCCACGUUCGCCGAUUCUCGAUCUCCUCCUCCGUGGCCUCGGUUUUGCCGCCAAGAGACGCCAAUUCGGACUUGUCCAAGCCUGGGCUUGUCUCCAAGCUCCACAGACUGAAGGAUAAAGUUAAGCUGGUAAAAGAAGAUUACUUGGAGUUGAGACAAGAAGCAAGUGAUCUUCAGGAAUAUUCUAAUGCAAAACUUGAUCGAGUUACACGUUACCUAGGAGUUCUUGCUGAGAAGAGUCGCAAGUUAGAUCAAGUCACACUUGAAAGUGAGGCUAGGAUAUCUCCUUUGAUUGGUGAGAAAAGAAGGUUAUUUAAUGAAUUGGUGACAGCCAGAGGAAACGUUAAAGUAUUUUGUCGUGCAAGACCAUUAUUUGAAGAUGAAGGUCAUUCUGUCGUUGAAUUUCCUGAUGAAUCCUCCAUCCGUAUUAAUACUGGUGAUGAUGCCUUCUCAAAUCCGAGGAAGGAUUUUGAAUUUGACAGAGUCUAUGGUCCUCAUGUUGGACAAGCUGAACUGUUCACGGAUGUGCAGCCAUUUGUACAAUCAGCUCUAGAUGGUUACAAUGUCGCCAUGUUUGCUUAUGGACAAACUCGAUCUGGGAAGACAUACACCAUGGAAGGAUCUAGCCAUGAACGUGGUCUAUAUGCUCGGUGUUUUGAGGAGUUGUUUGAUCUGGCUAACUCUGAUUCCACUUCCGCUUCGCGCUUCAACUUUUAUGUCACAGUUUUUGAGCUCUACAAUGAAAAGGUGAGAGAUCUUCUUGCGGAAUCAGAGAUCAGCUCACAAAAGAUUCAGAUGGGGCCAGCGGAGUUUUCUAUUGAGCUUGAAGGACUAAAGGUUGAUAAUCCAUUGGACUUUUCUAGAGUCUUGAAGGCUGCAAUCCAGUGCCGGGGAAAUGAUGCAUCCAAGUUUAAUGUUUCUCACUUAAUUGUCACGAUACAUGUACAUUAUAACAACAUGAUUACUGGAGAAAACUUGCAUAGUAAGCUCUCACUUGUGGACCUGGCUGGAACUGAAGGUUUGAUUACUGAAGAGGAGAGUGGGGAGCGUGUUACAGAUUUGCUGCAUGUUAUGAAAUCACUCUCUGCGUUGGGAGAUGUCUUGUCUGCUUUGACCACAAAGAAAGAAGAUAUUCCCUAUGGAAAUUCAGUGCUUACGAGGAUUCUUGCAGACUCUCUAGGGGGUAGCUCAAAAACUUUGAUGAUACUCAAUAUAUGUCCAAACGCUGCAAAUUUGUCAGAGACAAUGGCCUCACUUAAUUUCUGUGCUAGAGCGCGGAAUUCUGUACUAAGCCUUGGAAACCGAGAUACUAUCAAGAAGUGGAAAGAUACUGCAAAUGAUGCAAGGAAAGAGGUAUAUGAGAAAGAAAGAGAAAUUCAUGAUUUGAAGCAAGAGUUAUUGGGACUGAAGCAGGCUCUUAAAGAUGCCAAUGAUCAGUGUGUCCUGCUGUUCAAUGAAGUUCAAAAGGCUUGGAAAGUUUCUGUUACCUUGCAGUCAGAUCUAAAGUCUGAGAAUAUUAUGCUAUCUGACAAGCAUAAGAUAGAAAAAGAACAAAAUGCUCAGCUUAGGAAUCAAGUUGCUCAGCUGUUACAUCUGGAGCAAGAACAAAAAAUCGAGAUCCAACAAAGAGAUUCUACCAUUCAAGGAUUGCAGGCUAAAAUUCAAAGCUUAGAAUCACAACUCAAUGAAUCCAAUCGUUCAAGUGAGGCUAGGUCUUUGAUUGGCACAGAACAGCCGGGGGUAUCACCAAAUUCCAAGGCAACUAGUGAUGAUUUGGAUUCUUCUUCUGUUACCAAGAAACUUGAGGAAGAACUCAGAAAGCGUGAUGCACUUAUAGAGAGGUUGCAUGAAGAGAAUGAGAAGCUAUUUGAUAGAUUAACUGAGAAAGCCUCACUAAGUGCAUCUCCACAGGUGUCAAGUCCAGUACCAAAAGGCACUGUCAGUACUCAACCACGGGACCUUGGAAGGAAUGAUGCGAACACAGGACAGUCCACAAAUAUUGUUCCUUCACCAUUAGCUGCGGCCAAACCUGACGGAACUGUUGCCUUGGUUAAAUCUAGCUCAGAGAUGGUCAAGACGACCCCAGCAGGAGAAUAUCUUACAGCUGCUCUAAAUGACUUUGAUCCUGAACAACAAGACAGCCUUGCUGCAAUUUCAGAUGGAGCUAACAAGCUUUUGAUGUUGGUUCUGGCUGCUGUUAUUAAAGCUGGUGCUUCAAGGGAGCAUGAAAUACUGGCUGAAAUCCGAGAUGCUGUUUUCUCCUUCAUCCGUAAAAUGGAGCCAAAAAGAGUGAUGGACACCAUGCUUGUUUCUCGUGUUCGCAUUUUGUACAUAAGAUCUUUACUUGCAAGAUCACCAGAACUGCAAUCAAUAAAGGUAUCUCCUGUCGAGCGCUUUCUGGAAAGGGCAAAUACUGGAAGAAGCAGAAGUUCAAGCCGUGGCAGUAGUCCUGGAAGAUCUCCUGUACGUUAUGCUGAGGAGCAGAUCCAGGGAUUUAAAGUGAAUAUAAAGCCAGAAAAGAAGUCCAAGUUGUCAUCUGUUGUGUUGAGGAUGCGAGGAAUUGAUCAGGACGUGUGGAGGCAGCAAGUUACAGGUGGGAAGCUGAGAGAAAUCCAGGAGGAAGCAAAAAGCUUUGCCAUAGGGAAUAAGGGUCUUGCUGCUCUCUUUGUGCAUACUCCAGCUGGUGAGCUGCAGCGUCAGAUCAGAUCAUGGCUGGCAGAAAAUUUUGAUUUUCUUUCUGUCACCGGCGAUGAUGCUUCUGGAGGGACGACUGGUCAAUUGGAGCUCCUUUCUACUGCAAUUAUGGAUGGUUGGAUGGCGGGACUUGGAGCCGCAAUGCCUCCUAGCACAGACGCACUUGGGCAGCUUCUAUCAGAGUAUGCUAAGCGGGUCUAUACUUCCCAAAUGCAGCAUUUAAAGGAUAUUGCGGGAACCUUGGCAACAGAAGAAGCAGAAGAUGGAAUUCAAGUAGCUAAAUUACGAUCAGCAUUGGAGUCUGUUGAUCAUAAAAGAAGAAAGAUUUUGCAGCAAAUGAAAAGUGAUGCCGCGCUUCUAGCACUGGCAAGCAGUGCACCUAUUCACAAUCCUUCUACUGCCGCUGAGGAUGCUCGAUUAGCUUCUCUAAUCUCACUUGAUGGCAUAUUGAAGCAAGUCAAGGACAUAUUGCGACAAUCAUCUGUUAACACCUUGAGUAAAAGUAAGAAGAAAGCAUUGCUAUCUUCUCUCGACGAACUUGGGGAACGCAUGCCAUCUCUUCUCGAGAUCGAUCAUCCUUGUGCACAAAGGCAGAUUGCAGAUGCUCGCAGCUCAGUUGAGUCAAUCCCUGAGCAAGACGAUGCUAUUUUCGAGCAAGGUCGGAAACCAUCAGCGGAUGCUGUGGGGUCCGGCACCGAAAUUGACGUGGCACAAUGGAAUGUCCUGCAGUUCAAUACGGGGUCCACAACUCCCUUCAUCAUCAAAUGUGGAGCGAACUCGAGAUCGGAACUGGUAAUCAAGGCCGAUGCACGGGUCCAAGAACCCAAAGGCGGCGAGAUAGUGAGAGUGGUUCCAAAACCAUCUGUUCUCGAAAACCUGGACCUGGAGGAAAUGAAACAAGCAUUCUCUCAGCUUCCCGAGGCCCUGAGCUUGCUAGCGUUGGCGAGGACUGCAGAUGGGACGAGGGCACGGUACUCGAGACUGUAUAGGACUUUAGCCAUGAAGGUCCCAUCACUUAGGGACCUGGUUAGUGAACUUGAGAAAGGGGGUGUUUUGAGAGAUGUGAAGUCGUGA